Molecule: messenger RNA, 2877 nt
Organism: Xenopus laevis (African clawed frog)
Lineage: Eukaryota; Metazoa; Chordata; Amphibia; Anura; Pipidae
Gene: mmp23b.S
Product: matrix metalloproteinase-23
Exons: 8
Coding region: 445-1575 (376 amino acids)
Biological process (GO): collagen catabolic process; extracellular matrix organization; proteolysis
Cellular component (GO): extracellular matrix; endoplasmic reticulum membrane
Molecular function (GO): metalloendopeptidase activity; metallopeptidase activity; zinc ion binding
Source: RefSeq, a predicted model, not a curated record
AAAGACGAGAACAUUUGGCUCCACUUAGGGAGUAUAGUUGGCAGCCUACAGACUCGCAGCCUGCGUUUUUUAAAGUAAGAAAAUAAUCAGAGUGGAAGUAAGAAAAAUCCAUGGGAAGGCAGCAGAAGGGGUUUAGGUGAAACACUGUUUGAAGAGUGCACAAAGAUGGAUGGAGAGGCUGCUACUGUAUAAACAGAGCACCUUAGCAAAGGGUGGGGGAUAGGAACUGACUGUAUGAUAGAAGUAAGGUGCAAGAAGAGACAUAAUCCUGGAUUGGUCAGAAUGCAGAUCAUUGUAAGGGAGACAAACUCAGACCAAGGGAGAAGAGAGAAGUGAAUAUAGGGAGUAUGCAGAACAUUCCCCUAACAAGCUGACUGAGACAAGGUAUCAGGUUAGUCUCUGCCAAGUGGAUCAUCGCCUGUCACAGACUUCUGAUUAAAAAAUAUGGAUGGCACUGAAGAUAUUGAGCUUCAGAGGAAAAGGUACAUCUGGGCAUGUCUUGCUAUUUUUACUGGAACAGUGCUGCUAGCUGGAGUUUUCACAGUCUCUAAUGCUGUGCCCUUGGAGACAAAGGUAGACUUUGUUGUGGCUCCAACCCCGGCUCUUCAACUCCCUCGUCACCUGAGAAACAAGCGUUACACAUUGACUCCCGGUCUUCUCAAAUGGGACCACUACAACCUGACAUACAGGAUUGUUUCAUUUCCAAGGAAUCUUAUCAAUGAAAGUGACACGAGGAAGGGGAUGGCCCAGGCUUUCCAGAUGUGGAGUGACGUGUCACCCUUUCACUUCAAGGAAGUCCCUGCAGACCAACAAAGUGACCUAGAAAUUGGAUUCUAUGGUAUCAAUCAUACAGACUGCUUGGAAUCCUAUAUACAUUAUUGCUUUGAUGGCACAACGGGAGAGUUGGCACACGCAUACUUCCCAAAAACCGGAGAAAUACAUUUUGAUGACAGUGAAUAUUGGAUUUUGGGUAACACAUGGUUCAGUUGGAAGAAAGGAGUGUGGCUCACAGACUUGGUUCACGUGGCAGCCCAUGAGAUUGGACAUGCAUUGGGACUGAUGCAUUCCCUCAAUUCUAAUGCCUUGAUGCACAUCAAUGCCACUCUGACGGGGAAAAAACUGAUCUCACAGGACGAUAUAUGGGGAAUCUUCAGUCUUUACGGCUGCAAGGAUAAAUAUUUAGUGUGCGCCUCCUGGGCCCACAAGGGCUACUGUGACUCUAGAAGGAGACUUAUGAAGAAGCAUUGUCCUUACAGCUGUGACUUCUGUUAUGACUUCCCGUUUCCAACUAAACUGCCUACACCUCCACCUCCUAGAACGAAAGUCCGAUUGGUUCCAGAAGGCAGAAAUGUUACUUUACGAUGUGGGAAAAAGAUUAUGCAUAAAAAAGGCAAAGUUUACUGGUACAAAGACAAAGAGCUGCUGGAGUACUCUUACUCUGGUUACCUUAGCCUCAAUGACGACCACAUGAGUAUUAUCGCCAACGCCAUUAAUGAGGGACUUUACACCUGCAUAGUAAAGAAGAGGGAUCGGAUUCUCACAACUUACUCAUGGAACAUCCGGUUGCAAAUGUGAGAGCUCUGAUCGCAGAGCAGAGACAGCCGCAUAAACAGAACUGCCAUCUGACAUGGGAAUAUAUGAAAAUCUAGAUUACGACUACAAUGGUUAGCCAUUCAACCAAGUCAACGUUGAUUGUACGUUUUCAUUAUUGCAUUGCAACUGGCAACACCGUAUACGGAUCAGAGACUAAGUUCUUAAUGAAGGGAAUUUAAGGGUGGCCCAAAGCCCCUUAUUGGGGGAGGGGCAUUUUUAAUAAGGAAUUGUUAUGCAACUGUAUUGUGACUUAGGGGUAACCCAUCUCAGAUACGGAGAUUCCUACAACAGGGAUCCGGCUUGCAUUAGACUUUGCAGUGGUAUUCCAAGCCUAUAGCUGUAGUAUAAAGCAUGAUAAUAAAGUCUACCUAUCUAAAACAAGAAAUACAUACAGUUUACCCUGUCUAUGACCAUUAGCGAUGCCAUUCAUGCAAACCAAUGGCUUGAGCAACAGGACAAUGAUAUGAGGCUUAAACUGUUCACAAUGGACGGUAUAUAAUAGUGCUAAUGAGUAUCACUGUGAGAAAAAAAGAGGAAAGAACAGCUGAAAAGUAAGAGAUAGAAUAAGUAGAACAUGUGGGAUAAAAUAGCCACCCAUGGUCUAUAAAGCUGAAAUCAUAACUGAUGCAAUUUUUUGGAAGUCAAUCAAAGCUGAAGUCAUUGGUGGUGGUGCCCGUCGAGGCAUCAUCAAUUGAUGACACUAUCCCUGAAGAGGUCAUAUUCAUUUUAAAAUAUUAACUUUAUUCUUUUAAACUGAAACUGGAGUUAUUUGUAUGAGAUAACCAAUACCCAAACAUGGUUUAUGAUCAGGAAAAAAUAAAGAGAUUGCUAAAACAGAGUUUAGGACAAAUGUGAAAAAAUUCGGGCACCACCCAUAUAAUAUUCUAAAAUAGAAAAACGUACAGUACUGUUUCUACAUUUUUUAAUCAUAUCUAGCUGAAUCAGGAUCCCCAUUAUUUUACAUGAAUCUUUCCAUAACAUAGCGUUCCCCCAGAGGUAUCCUAUGUCCCUCUAGCUAUUAACAGGCCAAAGUCGGACAAUUCCAUGUUCAGUGCUUUUUACUGUAUGCAUUGUUAAUAGAGAUCAUUUAGAUAGCUGGUUCUAUCAAAACGGACUGCAAUUUGCCAUUGUAUAGCUGCUAUAUUAUAUAAGGAAAGGGUCCCUUUAAGUGGCAGAACUAACCAUAUAUCUGUAUAAAGCAAAGAACAGGCAAAUAGCAGACACUAAAAUAACAAUUAUACGGUUGAUGGAUUGUAUGUAAUAGAUAAAAAACUGCACAAAAUG